UUUGGUGCUGUAUAAUAUUAUCUCUUUUGUCUGUGGUUGUAUGAUAUUAGACACUAGAGCUAGUGUCUUCUCGGAUUGUUUACUUCUCGUCUAGUUGUUGUUUACUAUUAUCUACGAUAAUGAUUUUCAUCGCAGUAAUUGAUUAAGUCCUUCGAUUCAGCAACGGUGCUCGUGUUGCAAUAAUAUACCGUCUAACUUUUAAACAAUUUAAUAAAAUAUGGCAAAGCGCAAAACUGAUAAUUCUUACCAAUGUGAUUCAAAACGAUUCUCAGUACCUUUGCCUGAUUUUUCUGUGCCACCGCCCGGUUUCAAUUCAGCACCUUUUACUUCACAAAAUUUUCAAUCGAAUUGGUUCAGUGGUCCAGCACAGCAGCAGCAGCAGGCCUCGUAUGGAUUUUACAAUUACAAUGCCGCCGAAACAUCUAAUUUUGCUAAUGCUUCCGCAUUUUUUUGGACCCCGAACAAACCUAGAAAUUUUCAAAAUGCUCAACAAACUCGACCAUCAGUGAUACCGAAUCUUAAGCUUAGAGGUCGCGGAAGAGGCCGCGCACCAGGACGAGGAAAUGAUUCUUAUAUUAAUAAGUCACCAAGAAGUUCAAAUUCAAGUGGUGGAGCACCGCAAUGGUUUCCAAAUAGCAUGAACAAUUCAAAUUCUCGUUUCUCCAAUAGUUACUCUAAUGAUAAUGAUAGAAUUUCUGAAUCUGGCAGUAUAAAUGAUGAAAAAAAUGAAAGUAAGAAGACUAUUGUUAACAAGAAAGGUAAACGCAAGUCAAUGUCUCAAAAAUAUUCAUCGAAGCCUUGGGAUUUAGAAUCUGCUGAAAAAGCAGUUGCUGUAGAAUUAGAAUAUAAUAGACUACAGAAUACACAAUCCUUAAUUCUAAAAUUUCCUGAUGCCGAGUUAAAUAAAGAAAUAGUUAAGAAUUUCAAUAGCAACAUUGAACAUGUGCAUUUUCAACAACCAUCAACACCCAGAUAUUGUUUUGUACAACUUUGUGAAGGUGCUGAUGUUGAUUCUGUUCAAAAUCAAUUGCGAGAAGUAACCUUUGGUGGUGGGAAAAUAACAGUAGAAAAAAAAAUUAAUCAGAAAUCAAAAGAGCUUGCUCCUGAAAAAAUUGAUCCAUAUACAUUGUAUGUUGGAAAUCUACCUACAAAUAUUACUGCAGAAACUGUAAAAGCAAUAUAUCCCACAGCAUUUCGAGUAGACAUAGGUUAUGCUCAAAAGAUGAAAUACACAAGAUAUGCUUUCAUAAGUUACCAAUCUGCAGAAGCAGCUAUUAAAGCAUUUAAGGAUACUCAUAGUCUUAGCUUGGAGUCUCGAUCCAUAAUAGUAAGAUUUAGAAGACACAAGGGAGCUGUUGGAUUACCAGGCCAAAGCAAGACACCUGGGCACUUAAGUGAAGAAGCUGUGUCUAAAAGUGCAGGAAACACCAAACAACAAUCUAAGAAGUCUUCGCUUAGUAUGACAGAUGAUGGAGACAUUGGUGGUAGUGAUUUACAUGAUGGACCAAUGGAGAUUGAUGAAGACGAUUAUGACAUUCCUUAUCAUGAUGAUUUAGAUGAGCAUUACAAUUCUGACUUUGAUGAUUCCUUAUUUGAUAAUUUAAGAUCAAGUAGCAAAGAAUGCAAACGUUCUAAUAAGGAUGAGAUUUCAACUAGCAGAAAUUCAAGUACAUAUAGAGAAAGCUUGUCAAAAACGAAUAAAUCCCAACAACUCAGAGAAAAUACAUCAAGCAUGAGUGCUUCCGAUAUUUUGAAGUCAAAAGAGAAUGAGGAAAUUUCAGCAAAUGAUGCAGCAAAAAAAAAUGUUGAGCAACAAAUUGAAGAACUUAUUCCAAAUGUUAUCACGCAGCUAUUAAAAUCUAGCGAAAUAAAACAAGAACCACUAGAGAAGGAUAACAUGGAACAAUUGCUUCAAAAUCAAUUUCCAGAUUUUGCAAAUCACAUAACUGCAUUAGCUGUGGAUGCUAUUAAAAAAGAACCACUAUUUGCUGAAUAUCUUCUUCGCAAAAAGCAAGUACCGAUGCCUAUGUUGUGUGCAGAUGAAAUUAAAACUGAACCAGCUGAGCUAAAUGAAGAUGGUGAUGGUGAAAAUGAUGUCACUCUUGCAAACAUUGUACCUAAAAUUGAAGCACCUGAAAGUGAUGACCAGGAUGAUGGUGACUUAAAUAGUCUUAAAACAUCAAAGAGGACUCGAGAAGCAAUGUAUAAAAGACCACAAAAAUUUAAAAGAUACAAACCUGGAUUUGAUAAUGCACCUGCUAAUUUUGCACUACCAGAACAACCAGUGGAAGAUUUUGACAUGUCGUAUUUGUUAGACUACAUUUCUGAAGAACAGGCACAAUUUGAAGAGUUAAAUAGAGAAACUAUGGAAGCUGCAAGAUAUAUAUCAGCAAAUUUACAUAAUAUGAAUGAAACAAAUGUUUUCCCAUCAAGUACGGGAACGAAUGACAACUGUAACAACUCAUCAUCAGAUGUCACAACAUCACGUCCUGAUUUUUCUGAUACAUUUUCAAGCAAAUCUUUAACUUCAUCUACAUUUGAAUCAUGUUCACCAGUUCCGAUUCGCCUACCUAUGUCCAGACCUGCUAAUACUGAAACAAAUAUGUCCAAAAAUUUGUCUUCCGAUAGUUCUAAUUUUGUCAGUUCAUCUAUUGGAAUAUCAUCGGAUAGUAGGAAUCAAUUUAAUAUGGGAACACCACCACCAACAAGAACACCUCCAAUGCUAGGAAUGGCUGAAUCUGUUUCUGUAAAUGCGAAACCUACAGCUACCAUUUUACCUGUAGUUACAGUAUCUCCACUUGUCACUGAUAUUCAAACUUCUUCUUCAAAUGUUUCUUCAUCUGGAAAAUAUACAACAAGCUCAUCACAGUUAUCAACAAUAUCUUCAUCAACUUCAAGACCUUCAUCACAAACAGGACGACAAACAAUAUCAAUAGCAUCACAGUUUUUAUCUCCGCCUACUUCUCAUUGUACAACAGUUAAUUCACCGGUAACAGCAGUUGCACCUUUGACUUUUUCCAGUUCUGAUCAAAAAAGCUCCAAUUUAUCAUCAUUAUCUACGAAAUCUGCUUCUGGUAUCAGUCCAAAAUCUGCAGAUUCGUUAUUACAGUCUAAGGAAGCAUGCACAAGUAGUUUUGAUCAUGUUAAUAAGUCAACCAGUAGCACUCCCAAGAUAUCACGAAAAUCAUAUAUUGGAAGUUUGGACAGAGAUCCUAGUAUUCAGUUGACACCUAGUAAUGCUAAAAACAUUAAAAUAACAAAUAUUAUAAGGCCAGGUUCUAAAGCAAAAACUGGUUCCAAACCACUGGUUCGAUCUACACCAGUAUUAACCAAGCAACGUAAUUUUUUGAAAACUAGCUCAGAUUUUCAAGAGAAGCAGUCAAACUUAAAUCUCUCAUUUGAUGAAUUUUCAGAGGAUGAAGAGGAUAAUACGGACUAUGUUGCACUUCUUGGAGCCCCACCCGCAAAUUUGGAUGAUUUUAUAAACAAGACUUAA
Messenger RNA from Ctenocephalides felis (cat flea), 3496 nucleotides. RefSeq names its product serine-rich adhesin for platelets-like. Gene Ontology annotation, molecular function: RNA binding. Bases 218 to 3496 code for a protein of 1092 amino acids. Lineage: Eukaryota; Metazoa; Arthropoda; Insecta; Siphonaptera; Pulicidae. The record is from RefSeq and is a predicted model, not a curated record. The transcript has 16 exons.